Molecule: messenger RNA, 3155 nt
Organism: Zingiber officinale
Lineage: Eukaryota; Viridiplantae; Streptophyta; Magnoliopsida; Zingiberales; Zingiberaceae
Product: pentatricopeptide repeat-containing protein At5g01110-like
Exons: 1
Coding region: 108-2195 (695 amino acids)
Molecular function (GO): protein binding
Source: RefSeq, a predicted model, not a curated record
CAUUCGCAGAAUAUACAAUUUUAUUAUUAUUAUUAUUUUAUUUUUCAAUCCACGGGGGUGAUAUUCCAAUCCGAUCCAAUUUGCAAGAGGCCGAGUGAUAUUCCACCAUGGCGCCGUCUUCCUCCGUCGGAAACGCAACCCGCCGCGCAGCCCUCCACCGCUCCUCCUCCGCCAUCCACACUCCUCCUCCUCCUCCUCCUCCUCCUGCCCCUUUCCAAUUCAAUCCUCAAAACUCUCUUUUUCGUAGUCCGCUCAAGCCUCCCCUCCCGCUCGACGCCCUAGAUCGAUCCUUCGAAAAGAACCUUCCUUUGCCCCAGACUCCGCUCCAUGGCGGCAAGCUACCCUCCAAGACCCUCUGCACCAUGAUUCACAUCUGCGUUCGCAGCCGUCGCUUCUCCGACGCCCAGUCCCUUCUCCUCCGGCUUGUCCGCCGCAAGGGGGCAUCCCGGGCAGAGGUCGUCGACGCACUAGUUUCCACCGCCAACGACUCCGCUCGCCCCCGAUCCCCCGUCUUCGAUCUAUUGAUCCGCACCUACGUCCAGGCGAGGAAGCCGAGGGAAGCUGCGGAGGCGUUCCAGGAGCUAAAGGCUAGAGGUCUCGCCGUUUCGAUCGACGCCUGCAAUAGCCUGCUUUCCGGAUCGGUCCGGAUGGAUUGGAUCGACCGAGCAAGGGAAAUAUACAGCGACAUGGUCGACAUGGGGGUGAGUCCCAACAUCUAUACCUUAAACAUCAUGGUGAACGUCUUCUGCAAGGAUCGUAGGUUCGACGGGGCGGAAUCUUUCAUCUCCGAAAUGUCAAAAAGAGGAAUUUUUCCCGAUCUUGUGACGUAUAAUACUCUGAUUGAUGCCCACAGCCGCGCGGGGCAUCUGAAAGAGGCGCUGCAGUUGCUGAGUUCCAUGGCCUAUAAGGGAUUGAAGCCAGAUGUUUCAACUUACAAUGCUUUGAUGAAUGGUUUCUGCAAAAACAUGCAGCACGAGAAAACCAAAGAAUUGCUGGAUGAAAUGCUGGGCCGUGGCUUGGUGCCCAACGUUUCUACUUUCAACAUUUUGCUCGGCGGGUUCUGUAAGCUCGGCGACGCCGGCGAGGCCUUGAGGAUUUUUAACAGGAUGACCAGCAGCGGCCUUGUUCCUGAUAUAGUCAGCUUUAGCUCUAUGAUAAAUUUGUUUGCAAAGAAAGGCGAUAUGAAUCGAGCAUUAGCAUAUCUCCGAGAAAUGAAGGCCAUCGGUUUAGUUCCUGAUAAUGUGAUCUACACCAUGGUCAUCCGUGGAUUUUGCCGACUUGGAUCGACCUCUGAAGCUCUUAAGAUUCGUGAUGAGAUGGUAGAGAAUGGUUGUCUGCCGGACGUCGUCACCUAUAACACAAUCUUGAAUGGGAUGUGCAAGGAACGGCGGCUGCUAGAUGCAUAUCAGCUUUUUCUUGAGAUGGUAGAACGAGGAACAGCCCCUGACUUCUGCACAUUUACGACUCUCAUCGAUGGAUAUUGCAAGGAUGGCGAGGUCGAGAAAGCUUUGAGGUUGUUCGACAGAAUGCUCGACAACAAUUUGAAGCCUGACAUUGUCACCUAUAAUAGUUUGAUUGCCGGUUGCUGCAAAGAAGGAAACAUGGAUAAGGUAACCGAGUUGUGGGCUGACAUGCUCGCCGGAGAAAUUCUGCCCAACUGCUUUACCUACGGCAUUUUGAUAGACUACUACUGCAGUUUCGGUCAAAUGGAAGAAGCCUUCAAGUUUUGGGAUGAAAUGGUGGAACAUGGAAUCGCGCCUAAUCUUGUGACAUACAAUUCAAUUGUUAAAGGGCACUGUCGAGCUGGUGAUACUCCAAAAGCUGAAAAAGUGAUGAAGAAGAUGAUUAGAAAUGGCGUCUUCCCCGAUCGAAUAACUUACAAUACACUGAUUUGUCAGUUUGUUAAGGAAGAGAAGAUGCUUGAAGCUUUUGAAUUGAUCAAUAAGAUGGAAAACAAAGGGGUAAUGCCAGAUGUUAUCACAUACAAUAUGGUGAUUUUAGGGUUUUGUCAGCUAGGGAAGACGCGAGAGGCUAAUUCCAUGUUCAAGAGAAUGAUUAAGAAAGGAGUCCAACCUGAUAAAUCCACCUAUACAACCUUGAUGAAUGGUCAUGUUUCCGUUGACAAUGUGAAAGAGGCAUUUUGCCUUCAUGAUGAAAUGAUACAGAGAGGUUUAGUGCCGGAUGAUAAAUUUUAGCUCAUAGUUUGGUGCCAUUGCUUCAAACUGCUGGUGUUUGUGGAGAGCUUAAGGGACCUAUGGGAAAUCGAACUUCCUGACUUAAAAAGUUUGAUCACUCAAAGGAUAAGGCAAGUUCUCCAACUUCUACUUUGCAGGCCUAGUUCCCAAUUUUUUUUUCUCAGAGAUGCCAUAUUCCACCUGUCUAUUCUUUUGAGAAAGAGACUGGGAAAAGGGAUAGAGAUAACGAAUCUGUCUCAUUAAUUUGGAUGCCUUCAAGAUGAGGAUGGUUUUUUUUUUCUUUUCUAGAUAAAUAAAUUCUUUAUGAAAGAUUCUGAUUGAAAGAGGAGAGGAGCAUAUGAUCGUCAAUUACAGACAAUUCAACCAAGGCAGAAAAAUCUUUGAAUAAAUCCAUGGAAAUAAAUAUUCGAUUGUUACUGCUAAUAAAAAAAAAAUCGAUUUUUUGAGCCGAGUAAGACAAUUGAAUAAGGCACGUUGAGUAGAAAGUCGUUUACAACGCAUUCGAAUGUCUUCUUCUAGGGUUUCCAGAAACUACAAGCAAUUGAAACAAAGCUCGCAAAUCUCAUCGUCUGAUCUAUGGCAAUAAACAUUCGAUUACUGCUGAUGAAAAUUAGAAAUCGGUUGUCGGAGCAGAGUUAAGAACACGGAAUGGGGUACAUGUGAGUUGCGAGAUGAUCAGCAAACCCUACAGGAAGAAGGAUGGAUCGGAUCGGAUCAGCUGGUGUAGAUGUGGGGGUGGAGGGCGACGAUGAUGAUGGAGUAGAUGCCGAAGAAGAUGAGGGUGUGGAGGGCGACGGCCUUGCCGUUGGUCCGCAUGCUUCCGAACUCCACCGGACGGUAGGUGCCGGGGGCCUCGAGGAUGAGUCCUGGCGAGAGAAGCACGAAGAGCACCACGCCGACGACCACCGGAGCCCAGUCUGCCAUGGAUCCCUCUCCCCUCUACUGCGACGCGAUCGCCGG